Empidonax traillii (willow flycatcher) is the source of this 2469-nucleotide messenger RNA. It is a transcript of the gene CCND2, whose product is annotated as cyclin D2. Gene Ontology annotation, biological process: regulation of cyclin-dependent protein serine/threonine kinase activity; positive regulation of G1/S transition of mitotic cell cycle; mitotic cell cycle phase transition. The transcript is spliced from 5 exons. The record is from RefSeq and is a predicted model, not a curated record. Gene Ontology annotation, molecular function: cyclin-dependent protein serine/threonine kinase regulator activity. Gene Ontology annotation, cellular component: cytoplasm; cyclin-dependent protein kinase holoenzyme complex; nucleus. Bases 274 to 1131 code for a protein of 285 amino acids. NCBI's taxonomy places the organism in Eukaryota, Metazoa, Chordata, Aves, Passeriformes, Tyrannidae.
CGAGUUGCGUCACUUCGCCUCAACUUUAGGCUAGAAAUCAAGAGAGGGAGAGACAAGUUUCAAGGGAGGCAGGAGCGAGCUGGAAAGCCCUGUCUCCUCCCACCCACCUACCCUGUCUUCCUCCCACCCACCUACCCCUCCUCCUUUACCCCUCUCCUUUCCCCACCCCUUCCCCCCCCUCCAAAAAAGAAAAAAAAAAAAAGGAGAAAAAAAAGAAAAAAGAAAAAAAAAAAACCUUUCCCAUCAGAGAAAGAGGGAGAUCUCUUUGGAAACAUGGAGCUGCUGUGCUGCGAGGUGGAUCCCAUGAGGAGAGCUCUGCCCGACCCGAACUUGCUCUACGAUGACCGCGUUUUGCACAACUUACUAACCAUAGAGGAGAGGUAUCUGCCCCAGUGCUCCUACUUCAAGUGCGUCCAGAAGGACAUCCAGCCCUUCAUGAGGAGGAUGGUGGCCACUUGGAUGCUGGAGGUCUGCGAAGAGCAGAAGUGCGAAGAAGAAGUUUUCCCUCUGGCCAUGAAUUACUUGGACAGAUUCUUAGCUGUGGUGCCCACUCGGAAGUGCCAUCUGCAGCUGCUGGGGGCAGUGUGCAUGUUCCUGGCCUCCAAGCUGAAAGAGACAAUCCCCCUCACAGCCGAGAAGCUGUGCAUAUACACGGACAAUUCCAUCAAACCCCAAGAGCUGCUGGAAUGGGAGCUGGUGGUGCUGGGGAAGUUGAAGUGGAACCUUGCAGCCGUCACCCCCCACGAUUUCAUCGAGCACAUCCUACGGAAGGUGCCUCUCCCUAAAGACAAGUUGCUUUUGAUCCGGAAGCAUGCACAGACCUUCAUCGCCCUUUGUGCCACAGAUUUUAACUUUGCCAUGUACCCACCGUCAAUGAUAGCAACUGGAAGUGUGGGAGCAGCCAUCUGUGGCCUUCAGCUCGAUGAUGGGGACAGCCUCACGGACCUCCUGGCCAAGAUCACCAACACAGAUGUGGACUGCCUUAAAGCUUGUCAGGAACAGAUCGAGGCGGUGCUCGUGAACAGCCUUCAGCAAGUCCAGCAGCAGCAGCAGCAAAGCAAUCCUUCCAAGACGGUGGAUGAACUGGACCAGGCCAGCACUCCCACAGAUGUGAGGGAUAUCAACCUGUGAGGACAUCACCACACAAAGUCACGCUUGCUCCUCCCAGUCCAGUUUAUUUUUGUUAUUAUUUUUAGAGUGAAAAAAAAAUUAUUAUUUUUUUUCUUAAUCUGCUCCCACAUAGAACAUAUUUAAACCUCUUUUAGGUUAAAAAAAAAAAAAAAAGGAAAAAAAGAAAACACAAAGAAACAACAACAACAAAAAAAGACAAAACAAAAACUGAAUAAUGAAAAAAAAAAAAGCAUUUGGUGCCUGUGAUGUUCUACAGAAGGGAAUCCCACAAUAUAUUUGGUAAUUGCUAUUUGAUUAUGUAUCAGUGAUAUUAAAUGCUUAUAAAAGCAUACAAAGUAGCUAGAUGGAUGUAAGCCUGCAUUUGUGGGAACAAAGUAGAGUAUACUUGUCUGUGUAUUAUGACCUAGUGCAUACACCCCUUUUUUAGAUUUAAGAAAGGAAUCGUGUGUGCGAUUUUAUGGCUUGACUAGAUUGCAAAGCAAUAGAAUAAGGGGUUUAGGGCAAAGUGGGAAAAGAUCCCUGAAGCAAUUGAACCAUUUUGAAUGCAGAAGAGAUUUGCUGAUCUGUCACCUCUGUUAUUAGUCAGAAGUGUUUGUUGGAUCUCUGUAUGUUAGUUUUGUUUACUCUUGCUGUCUGUGGUAGCUGCUACCUAAGAAAGAAGAUGCUUUAUUUUACCAGCCAGAAGAGCAGGUGUUUUUUUGGUUUUUAAUUUUUAGUUGAUUUAUUUUUUCUUUAAAAAAAAAAAAAAAUUUUUUUUCCAACUUCCCCUCUCCCCUCUUGACUUUUUUCUACUUUUCCUUCCGAAAUGGUUCAUUCUAAACACAGCAGCAUCUUUGGCAUAAGGGCAAUUCCAUUUACCCAGCUGUGGGCCAAGCCAAAGUUACCCAAGUGUCCACGUUCAGUGGGGGAAAAUGCAUGCAUUAAUCCUGACUGGUUGGCUCUGAUCAGACCACCUCCAACCUCUGGAUUGCAAGAUGUGGUGGAUCAUCCACGAAAAGCAGUAUAUUCCUUCCCAGUGCUAAUGCUCCACGUCAAUGUUAACUUCUGGCAGCUUCUUAGCUUGGCCAUAAAGACAUUUAAAUGAUGCUCUGUCCAUCUUCCUUUUCUGACAUAAACCUCACUGUGUUAAAGAAGAUGAGAUUUGGUUUGAUCCCUCGUCUGCCUUCCCAUCCUCCCCCACCGCCCCCACACACGUUUUCAGCAUUUCAUUAACUUUGCUGAUCCACAGUGAGCGUUUUUUGUAAACCAUUUCAUUCGAAAAGCACUUUGAAAAUUGUUCCUAAGGGAUUAAAUGAGAUGGUUUAUGACAGUUUUGCCGAGGAGGAAAAAUAAAACAAC